Molecule: messenger RNA, 204 nt
Organism: Penaeus vannamei (Pacific white shrimp)
Lineage: Eukaryota; Metazoa; Arthropoda; Malacostraca; Decapoda; Penaeidae
Source: RefSeq, a predicted model, not a curated record
AUGGUCAAGCACACUUACGCAAUAGGAGAGAGAAGGAGAGAGAGAGAUGAGAGAGAGAGAGAGAGAGAGAGAGAGAGAGAGAGAAAGAAAAGAAAAUCAAGAAAGAAAAAGAAGAAAAGAGAAAAAGAGAGACGGAAGGGGAAGAAGAACCAAGAACUUGAUAAUUCUUACUUCUACGGACCUUCCUUCUGCCUUACCUCAUAG